AUUUUCUUCCUACUUUUUAUCAUCCAGAUCAAACCAAACCCUCCCGAAUAGGAAAGCUUUGCAAUGUAACGAAUGGAAACUCCACACACCAAUUAACUUGAAACUAUCCUCUAGUUUUACAGUUUCCUUCAACGUUAUCAAACCAUGAUCCCUUUGAAAAGACCACUUUCUCACCCUUCCUUCAUUUUUAACAAGUCCAACUCCAAAUCUCUCCGAUCCUUGAUUAAAAAUACUCGUUCAACCAAUGAAACCUUCAGUUCCCCAAUUCCCAUUUUUUAUUUCAAGUUUUCUGAUUCAACCAUGCCGAUUUUCGCUGCCAAUUCGUCUUCAUUCUCAAGGGUAAAUACCCACUUCCCAGAUUCAGUAAACCAACCGACACUGACUUCCAAGGCCCAAACUUUUCCACAAAUCAGAACCUUUUGUGUUAAAAGAACAAACCCAAAUGCUGAACUUUCAGCUUCAAAUGAUAUCCCAAUUGUUUCCACUGUUAGUGGACCAAUUCAGACCUCUCAGCCUAUUGAUGCAGGGUCUUCAAUGAGGAAACCAAUCAGUUUAUGGCCUGGAAUGUACCACUCUCCUGUAACGAAUGCCUUAUGGGAAGCAAGAUCAAGCAUGUUUGAGAAAAGUUUUGCUGAAAAAGAUUCUCAAACUGAAUUAGUUGCGAAAACCCCUUCAAUGAGCAGGACUAGUAUUGCUUAUAAGUUUUCUUCUGAUUAUAUACUUAGGGAGCAGUAUAAGAAUCCUUGGGACGAGAUGAGGAUGGGGAAAUUGCUCGAGGAUCUUGAUGCUCUUGCUGGAACCAUCUCCUAUAAGCACUGUCGUAAGGAUGAUGGUGCUACAAGGCCUAUAUUAUUGGUUACUGCUUCUGUUGACAAGAUGGUUCUCAAGAAACCGAUCCGAGUUGACUUUGAUUUGAAAAUAUCCGGGGCUGUUACAUGGGUUGGGAGGUCAUCAAUGGAGAUUCAGAUGGAAGUAACUCAAUCUACGCCAGAUUCUCCAGAUCCCUCUGAUUCAGUAGCUCUUGUGGCAAACUUCACAUUUGUUGCUCGUGACUCCAAGACAGGAAAAUCUGCUCCACUUAACCAGAUCUUGCCCGAAACUGAACAUGAAAAAUUGCUGUGGAAAGAAGCAGAAGAGAGGAACAAAAUGAGAAAGCAGAAGAGAGUAGCGGAAAAGAAGGAUGUUGAUAACAGAGAUGAAGACAGACUUAACACAUUGUUAGCCGAAGGGCGGGUUUUCUGCGACAUGCCAGCAUUGGCAGACAGAGAUAGCAUUCUUAUAAGAGAUACUCGUCAUGAGAAUUCAUUGAUGUGCCAACCACAGCAAAGGAAUAUUCAUGGUCGAAUUUUCGGAGGAUUUUUGAUGCGGAAAGCAUCUGAACUGGCCUUCUCGAAUGCUUAUGCCUUCGCUGGUGCGGCUCCUUGUUUUAUGGAAGUUGAUCAUGUCGACUUCUUUAAACCUGUGGAUGUUGGAAAUUUCCUCCGUUUCAAGUCUUGUGUUUUAUACACAGAACUUGAGAACCCUAUGAAGCCUCUGAUAAAUGUGGAAGUUGUAGCUCAUGUCACAAGGCCUGAGCUAAGGUGCAGUGAGGUAUCCAACAAAUUCUACUUCACAUUUACUGUCCGCCCCGAUGCCAUGAAAGAGGGAUUGAAGAUUCGAAAUGUUGUUCCAGCUACCGAGGAGGAAGCACGGCGGGUGCUUGAACGUAUGGAUGCUGAGAGGUCCCAAUAGUGCUGUUUUGCUUUAUAUUCAUUUGAAAUUUUGAAUCUUUCUCGUAUCUAAGAGAACCCCAUGGUCGAUAUGCAAUAAGUGAACAAGCCCAGUGUCUGUAAUUCAACACAUUUUUUCAUUGUCAAGAUCCAAUGAUGGAAAUUUUUCCAUCUCAAUCUCCCAAAAAGAAAAUAAAGGUCGGACAAGGGGGGUCUUGUUUUUGUGUAUCAUAUCAUAUUUAUAUUAUCUUUGAACAAUCUCUGCUCCAUUAUAACAAAAGGUUUGGCAGGCCUGUCUUAAAACACA
This is a messenger RNA of Gossypium raimondii (Peruvian cotton), 2016 nucleotides long. Its product is annotated as acyl-coenzyme A thioesterase 2, chloroplastic. Gene Ontology annotation, biological process: acyl-CoA metabolic process. The coding region runs from base 145 to 1731 and encodes 528 amino acids. Gene Ontology annotation, molecular function: fatty acyl-CoA hydrolase activity. The transcript is spliced from 5 exons. The record is from RefSeq and is a predicted model, not a curated record. Lineage: Eukaryota; Viridiplantae; Streptophyta; Magnoliopsida; Malvales; Malvaceae.